CACCCGCGGGCACCUUCGGGAGUGUCCAAGCCCGGGCGGACUCGAGGGGCUUUGGAGAAGGUUCGGCUCCAGGCUGAGGCUUGGCCGAGACGCUGGCCUGGAGGAGGAGGAGGAGGAGGACGCCUGAGACUCUCCUUGGUCCAGGGAGGUCAGAGUGACAGCGACCCCCUCACCUGGAAGGAAGAAGAAGCCUCUGGAAGUUGGGAAGCUCCUGCGUCCGCGGCUCCGAAGGAUUGUACAUGGUGAACGGACCCCCACUCUUCACCGAGAGCACCGUGUUCCCAAGGGAAUCUGGAAAGAACUGCAAAGUCUACACCUUUAGUAGGGAUGGGACCUUGUUUGCCUGGAACAACGGAGAAAAAAUAAACAUUAUCAGUGUCCCUGACAAGCGGCUCCUGCACUGCUUUGACCUUCCGAAGGCGGUUUGCCUUGAGUUCUCGCCAAAGAGCACCAUCCUGGCGGCGUGGCAGCCUUACACAACUUCUAAAGAUGGAGCAGCUGGAACACCCAACCUACAACUUUACGAUGUGAAAACGGGGGCGUGUUUGAAGUCUUUCAUUCAGAAAAAAAUGCAAAAUUGGUGUCCGUCAUGGUCAGAAGAUGAAGCCAUUUGUGCCCGAAAUGUUAACAAUGAAAUUCACUUCUUUGAAAACAACAAUUUCGAUUCCAUUGUAAAUAAAUUGCAUUUGCAAAAAGUUAACGAUUUUGUGUUAUCACCUGGACCCCAACCAUACAAGGUGGCUGUCUAUGUCCCCGGAAGUAAGGGUGCCCCUUCAUUUGUUAGAUUAUACCAGUACCCCAACUUCGAUGGACCUCACGCAGCUUUAGCCAAUAAAAGUUUCUUUAAGGCGGAUAAGGUCACGAUGCUGUGGAAUAAGAAAGCUACUGCGGUGCUGGUAAUAGCCAGUACGGAGGUGGACAAGACCGGCGCCUCCUACUACGGUGAGCAGACGCUGCACUACAUCGCGACCAACGGAGAGAGCGCCGUGGUGCAACUCCCAAAGAAUGGCCCCAUCUAUGAUGUGGUGUGGAAUUCCAGUUCCACUGAGUUUUGCGCAGUGUAUGGCUUCAUGCCUGCCAAGGCGACCAUUUUCAACCUGAAGUGCGACCCCGUGUUCGACUUUGGCACCGGCCCCCGGAACGCAGCCUUCUACAGCCCGCACGGACACAUCCUGGUGCUGGCGGGGUUCGGGAACCUGCGGGGGCAGAUGGAGGUGUGGGACGUGAAGAACUACAAGCUCAUCUCCAAGCCCGUGGCCUCGGACUCCACCUACUUCGCCUGGUGCCCCGACGGCGAGCACAUCCUCACGGCCACGUGCGCGCCGCGGCUGCGGGUGAACAACGGCUUCAAGGUGUGGCACUACACCGGCUCCGUGCUGCACAGGUACGACGUGCCCGCCAGCGGGGAGCUCUGGCAGGUCUCCUGGCAGCCCUUCCUCGACGGCACAUUCCCGGCCAAGAGAAUCACGUACCAGGCGGUGCCCAGCGACGUGCCCAGCGAGGAGCCCAAGGUCGCCUCGGCCUACAGGCCCCCGGCCCUGCGGAACAAGCCCGUCACCAGUUCCAAGCUGCAUGAGGAGGAACCACCUCAGAAUAUGAAGCCGCAACCAGGGAAUGACAAGCCAUUAUCCAAAACCGCCCUUAAAAAUCAGCGGAAGCACGAGGCUAAGAGAGCCGCAAAGCAGGAAGCAAGAAACGACAAGAGCCCAGACGUGGCGUCUCCUCCCGCUCCCCAGAGCGCGCCCCGCAACCCUGCGCCGCAGCCGACUUCCGGAGACCCCGAGACAGACAAGAAGAUCAAGAACCUAAAGAAGAAGCUGAAGGCCAUCGAGCAGCUGAAGGAGCAGGCGGCGGGCGGGAAGCAGCUGGAGAAGAAUCAGCUGGAGAAGAUCCAGAAGGAGAAAGCGCUUCUGCAGGAGCUGGAGGACCUGGAGCUGGGCGUGUGAGGAGCCCCAGGGAGCACGCGUGACCGACGGACGCGGCGUCAGCAGCAGGCGGGUGCCGGGACCCUGCGUCCGUCCGCCCUGGGGGGCCGCAGGCGCCUCUGCCGCCGUCUCGGACUCGCUCUGUUGGGCCGGCCAGGCGCGGUUCGAGAGGCCUGGAUGAUGCCUAUUAAAUUGAUUUCCACAC
This is a messenger RNA of Sorex araneus (European shrew), 2130 nucleotides long. It is a transcript of the gene EIF2A, whose product is annotated as eukaryotic translation initiation factor 2A. Gene Ontology annotation, biological process: translational initiation. Gene Ontology annotation, cellular component: cytosolic small ribosomal subunit. Gene Ontology annotation, molecular function: mRNA binding; translation initiation factor activity; protein binding. The record is from RefSeq and is a predicted model, not a curated record. The transcript has 14 exons. The coding region runs from base 240 to 1946 and encodes 568 amino acids. Lineage: Eukaryota; Metazoa; Chordata; Mammalia; Eulipotyphla; Soricidae.